Molecule: messenger RNA, 1273 nt
Organism: Brassica oleracea var. oleracea
Lineage: Eukaryota; Viridiplantae; Streptophyta; Magnoliopsida; Brassicales; Brassicaceae
Exons: 7
Coding region: 22-1137 (371 amino acids)
Source: RefSeq, a predicted model, not a curated record
UUUGUUCACAUUCAUAUUGAUAUGAAUUUCUUUUUCAAACUCGUCACAUUCAUAUUCAUAUUCAUAGUUUCUCUGGUUCAAUCUAUAGAAAGUGUCAGAAAUGUGAAAUCAUUUAAGCUAAACGAGAAGAUUAUAUAUGAUUGUGUGGAUAUAUAUAAACAACCGUCAUUAAGCCAUCCACUACUCAAAAACCAUAAAAUUCAGAUGGAACCAUCUUUUUCAAGCUGGAAACUAAAAAAGCAAAUAAAAAGUAAAAUUGAAAAUAGAAUAAGCAUCAACUGUCCAAAUGGAACAGUACCUAUACUGAAAAAUACAAAAGAAUAUGUCGCAAAUGCUAAGUAUUGGGCUGAGAAACACUUCAACCCACUCACAGAAGAUAGUCCAGGAACACAUAUUGCUGGAGUUAGAUCACAAGAUGAAGGUCCUUACCAUGGUUUAGCAGCUUGGAUGAGUGUGCAUGAUUUGAAUAUUAGUAGGGACCAAGCUUCAUAUGCUAAUAUAUAUGUUGGCAGUGGAUACAACAAGAAAACUAAUUUUAUCCAAACCGGUUGGAUGGUAAAUCCAAGUUUAUUUGAUGAUGGACGCACCUGGAGUUACGGGUUUUGGAAGGGUGCCAAUGGAGCAGGAUGUUAUAAUACAAUAUGUCCUGGUUUUAUUCAAGUGUCAACAACUGAUCCGUUAUCUGUUCCUUUUCCUUAUCCCCGGAAAGGAGAUAGGGCUGUUAACCCUAGUAUUUCACAGGAUUAUGCAACCGGACAUUGGUGGACAAUACUCAUAAGAGCCAAUAAAAAGGAUAUAAAUAUUGGUUAUUGGCCAAAAGAAUUAUUCGAUAUUAUAGGUCGUAGUGUGGAUAUGGUUGGAGUCACGGGAGUAGUCCAAACUUCCACUUCUGGUAUUAGUCCACCAAUGGGCAAUGGUCAUCUGCCAACUCAAAAGGAAGAUGAAUCCGCACGUGUUAAAAACCUCCUCAUUGUAGACACUAAAUAUAAUUUCAUGCCUAGUCGCAAUUAUAAGCUAGAGAAGCUAUUAGACAACAACAAAUGUUAUGGAUUAAAAGAUGGAAAGAAACGAAUUUUCUUCAAAGAAUCUAAUUUGUUCACAUAUGGCGGACCUGGAGGAGAUUCUUGUGGAAUAUAAGCUUAUAGAACAGUGUUUUGGCUUUUUAAUAAAUAAUUGAGAUUUUAUGUUCAUGUUUAAGUAUUAAAAUUUUAUUAUAUCUAUUUGAUCUAUUAUUAAUGCGGUGUUUUAAAAGUUUAUAAAGAUUUUAUUUCAU